GCUGCCGCCUCCUCCCGCCCGCCCUGCGCUCACCCCCUCCCCCCCGGAGCCGCUCCCUCGCCGCCUCCCUUUCCCCGGCUCCAUCCCUUCCCUCGGCUCCAUCCCCUCCCCGCUGGAUGAGGCGGCCCCCUCCCCGCUGCUGACCCCUGCGGACCCCGGCUGUAGGAUGAGCCCGAAGGACUCGGAGGGGGCGAGGCCGCUCCGCUCCCCGAGGAGGAUCUAGUGGGGGGGCACCGACGCGACGCCGCCCCCCGCCAGGCACCUCGUCCUUCAUGGUGGCUCCCUGCGACCACCAUCUCGGAGCAGACGCGCAGCCCGGGGCCCGUGUGUGUGUCUGUGCGCGCCGCCGCCGCGGCCGCCCGAGUGAGGGAAAAUGUCCACUCGGACUCCAUUGCCCACGGUGAACGAGCGCGACACCGAGAACCACACGUCCCAUGGAGAUGGACGGCAGGAAGUUUCCUCUCGAACUGGGCGCUCUGGAGCUCGCUGCAGGAACUCCAUAGCCUCCUGUGCCGAUGAGCAGCCGCACAUUGGAAAUUACAGACUCCUUAAAACCAUUGGAAAGGGGAAUUUUGCAAAAGUGAAACUGGCAAGGCACAUCCUAACUGGCAGAGAGGUUGCCAUAAAAAUAAUUGACAAAACACAGCUGAACCCAACUAGUCUACAAAAGCUCUUUAGAGAAGUAAGAAUAAUGAAGAUCUUAAAUCAUCCAAAUAUAGUGAAGCUAUUUGAAGUAAUUGAAACUGAAAAAACUCUCUAUUUAAUAAUGGAAUAUGCAAGUGGGGGGGAGGUGUUUGACUAUCUGGUUGCACAUGGAAGAAUGAAGGAAAAGGAGGCUAGAGCUAAAUUUAGACAGAUAGUAUCUGCAGUGCAGUAUUGCCAUCAAAAGCAUAUUGUUCAUAGAGAUCUCAAGGCUGAAAAUCUAUUGCUAGAUGCAGAUAUGAACAUUAAAAUAGCUGACUUUGGUUUUAGCAAUGAGUUUACAGUUGGAAAUAAACUGGAUACCUUUUGUGGCAGCCCACCAUAUGCUGCUCCAGAGCUCUUUCAAGGGAAGAAAUAUGAUGGACCUGAAGUAGAUGUUUGGAGUUUAGGUGUUAUUCUUUAUACUCUCGUGAGUGGAUCUCUUCCCUUCGAUGGACAGAACUUAAAGGAACUUAGAGAAAGAGUUCUAAGGGGAAAAUACAGGAUUCCUUUCUACAUGUCCACAGACUGUGAAAACCUCCUCAAACGUUUCCUGGUGCUAAACCCAACAAAAAGAGGCACUCUAGAGCAAAUUAUGAAGGACAGGUGGAUCAAUGCAGGGCACGAGGAGGAUGAACUUAAACCUUUUGUUGAACCAGAGCUAGACAUCUCGGACCAGAAAAGAAUAGAUAUUAUGGUAGGAAUGGGAUAUUCUCAAGAAGAAAUUCAAGAAUCCCUUAGUAAAAUGAAGUAUGAUGAAAUUACAGCUACAUACUUACUGCUAGGAAGGAAGUCAUCAGAGUUGGAUGCAAGUGAUUCAAGCUCCAGCAGCAAUCUUUCACUUGCCAAAGUUAGGCCAAGUAGUGAUCUUAAUAAUAGCACUGGACAAUCUCCUCAUCACAAAGUUCAGAGAAGCAUAUCUUCUAGCCAGAAACAGCGGCGGUACAGUGAUCACGCUGGACCAUCCAUCCCCUCAGUAGUGGCAUAUCCCAAAAGAAGCCAGACUAGUACUAGUACUACAGACAGUGACCUCAAAGAGGAAGGAAUUCAGUCAAGAAAAUCCAGCAGUAGUGCUGUUGCAGGAAGAGGAAUUGCACCAGCUAGCCCAAUGCUUGGAAAUGCCAGCAAUCCCAACAAGGCUGAUAUUCCCGAACGUAAGAAAAGUUCGGCUGUUCCUAGUAAUAAUACUACCCCUGGAGCAAUGACACGGCGCAACACAUAUGUUUGUAGUGAAAGAACCACUGCUGAUAGGCAUUCAGUGAUACAAAAUGGCAAGGAGAACAGCACUAUUCCCGAUCAGAGAACUCCCGUUGCUUCAACCCACAGCAUUAGCAGUGCGACCACCCCUGACCGUAUUCGUUUCCCCAGAGGAACGGCCAGCCGCAGCACGUUCCACGGGCAGCUGCGGGAGCGCCGCACCGCCACCUACAACGGCCCGCCCGCCUCGCCCAGCCUGUCCCACGAGGCCACGCCGCUCUCACAGACCCGCACCAGGGGCUCCACCAACCUCUUCAGCAAACUAACUUCCAAACUAACCAGAAGCCGCAAUGUAGCUGUGGAUCAGAAGGACGAGAACAAGGAAGCCAAGCCUCGGUCACUGCGUUUUACCUGGAGCAUGAAAACCACCAGCUCCAUGGAUCCCAAUGACAUGAUGAGGGAAAUCCGAAAGGUCCUGGAUGCCAAUAAUUGUGACUAUGAACAAAGAGAGCGUUUCUUGCUUUUCUGUGUCCAUGGAGAUGGGCACGCGGAAAACCUUGUCCAGUGGGAGAUGGAGGUGUGUAAACUGCCAAGACUGUCCCUGAAUGGAGUUCGCUUUAAGCGGAUAUCGGGAACAUCCAUAGCUUUCAAAAACAUUGCUUCCAAAAUUGCCAAUGAGUUAAAGCUGUAACAAGAAAAAAAUAGUUAAGUUGUAAAUUAGUUAGCAAUUUAAAGUGUUUUUGAGAAUUCCGAUGGAAAUGUAUAGAAUAACAUUUAGGCAAUAACUUCUGCAUCCUUCUGAAUAGUGAUAUUAAAAAAAAAGCUGCUGAGCUGGGAGGGAGAGUUGGACUUUUUUAUAAGUGCACUACAGCAUUAAAGUUGCCUACUAUGUAAAAUAUUACCCCUUCUGCUUUAUUUCCAUUGCUCCUAAGUCUCUGACAACAAAUUGAAACACAGAAUAUAUUCAUUUAAAUAUGCCUCCUGUUUGUGUGGAUGUGUGAAUGUACAGUAUGUGUGUAUAAUAUAUAAAGUAUUAUAUGUAAACAAUUCAUUUACAACAUCGAGCUGUACCAGUACCUCUUUUUGGGCUAAUUUUGGUGCUAAAAAUUGAAAUGGCCAAGGAGGAAACACUUGAGUUAAUAUUUAAAAAGACUGAAGCGAUAAACCAGUGAAUGCAGGUUUACAGUUCACUGCUGUGUUAAGAAGAAAAAAGUGUGUGAAGAGUUUGGAUUUAUGGUUGUGAACAUUAUUAGUCCUGUUUUCUAAGUAGAUCUCAUGAGAUGAUUAAAAAUUCACUUUUACUGAGUAAGUCUUGCAUUAUA
Messenger RNA from Sturnus vulgaris (Common starling), 3200 nucleotides. RefSeq names its product microtubule affinity regulating kinase 3 (gene MARK3). Lineage: Eukaryota; Metazoa; Chordata; Aves; Passeriformes; Sturnidae. Gene Ontology annotation, biological process: protein phosphorylation; intracellular signal transduction; microtubule cytoskeleton organization. The record is from RefSeq and is a predicted model, not a curated record. Gene Ontology annotation, cellular component: cytoplasm; plasma membrane. Gene Ontology annotation, molecular function: tau-protein kinase activity; ATP binding.